AUGGCCGAUUCGGACACCUACCUGCGCCAGCCCUGGCGCAUGGUGCAUGGCAUCCCCAUGGUCAGUGCCUUUGCCCGUGACUGGGAGCGGAUCGACACCUUCCAGAGCCGCCCCGAGGACAUCGUGGUGGUCACCUUCCCCAAAUCUGGUGAGCGUCCCCAGACACCAGAAAGGGGCCAUGAUUGGGAAGGGAGGCACCAGCCUGCAGCCCCUUACCUGGAGUUGUUCAUGGCUGGCAGAGUGGCAUAUGGGUCCUGGUAUGACCACGUCAAGGACUACUGGGAGCGGAGAAAGGAUCACCCCAUCCUCUACCUCUUCUAUGAGGACUUGAAGGAGGACCUCCGCCGGGAGAUUGCCAAGGUGGCCCAGUUCCUGGGGCGGGAGCUGCCAGAGGCGGCGCUGGAUGCCAUCACCCAACACACCUCCUUCGAGACCAUGCGGGACAACCCCACCACCAACUACAGCAUGGUGCCCUCCCACCUCAUGGACCAGGGCAUCUCCCCCUUCAUGCGCAAAGGCACCACCGGAGACUGGAAGAACCACUUCACCGUGGCCCAGAAUGAGCACUUUGACCAAGACUAUGCCCAGAAAAUGCUGGGCACCGACCUGCAUUUCCACGGGACCUCUGUCCCCAGCGGUUGGUGCAGUGACAGGGCCACGGUGAUCUCCGGUCCCUGCACCGGCAGCAUCACUGCCGCUCCCCAGGCAGGCACGGUGCUGGCGGGGGGAUGA
Egretta garzetta (little egret) is the source of this 732-nucleotide messenger RNA. RefSeq names its product sulfotransferase family cytosolic 1B member 1-like. The transcript has 6 exons. The coding region runs from base 1 to 732 and encodes 243 amino acids. Gene Ontology annotation, cellular component: cytoplasm. The record is from RefSeq and is a predicted model, not a curated record. Gene Ontology annotation, molecular function: sulfotransferase activity. Lineage: Eukaryota; Metazoa; Chordata; Aves; Pelecaniformes; Ardeidae. Gene Ontology annotation, biological process: sulfation.